Molecule: messenger RNA, 1567 nt
Organism: Boleophthalmus pectinirostris (great blue-spotted mudskipper)
Lineage: Eukaryota; Metazoa; Chordata; Actinopteri; Gobiiformes; Gobiidae
Product: N-acetyllactosaminide beta-1,3-N-acetylglucosaminyltransferase 3-like
Exons: 1
Coding region: 48-1211 (387 amino acids)
Cellular component (GO): membrane
Molecular function (GO): hexosyltransferase activity
Source: RefSeq, a predicted model, not a curated record
AUUGGCUAACUCUUACUGUAUUUUUGUCUCCACAGUUCCUCUUCAUCAUGAAAAUCAGAUACGCCAAGAAGCCAUUGUUUCUUGUACUUGGAGCUUUGGGGAUUUUAAUGGUUCAUCUAUUUACAGACUCAAACAAUUCUCAAAAAGUUCAAGUUUUUAGGAAAAAGUUCCAAGAAAGUGUUGAAAGUGAUGCGGAGGAAAAGCCUACUCAACCUGCAAAAGUCAACUCCUAUGUGUACUCAUGGCCCAAGUGUGAACGAAACAUGUCUGCAGUCAAUAUCUCAGGCUUUAGCAGUCUCCCAGAGCACAUUCAAAACUUCCUCUACUAUCGCCACUGUAGGCACUUCCCCAUGCUCCUGGACAUUCCCAACAAAUGUGGAGGACCUGAAAAAUCAUCUGAAGUUUUUCUCUUGUUGGUGAUCAAAAGUUCACCUGGGAACUAUGAGCGGAGAGAGGUGCUGCGCAAAACAUGGGCCGAGGAGAGACAGCACGACGGUUUAUGGAUACGAAGGAUUUUUAUUUCCGGUACAGCAGGCGAGGAUCAGCAGAGAAAAAGGUUCGACAGGCUUCUUCAGGUGGAACAUAAGUUGUAUAGAGACAUCCUCCAGUGGGACUUUGCAGAUUCUUUCUUUAACCUUACUCUGAAGCAGAUUUUGUUUUUGGAGUGGGCAGAGAGAAACUGCCCCAACGUCCGCUUUCUAAUGAAUGGUGAUGAUGACGUUUUUGCCCACACAAACAACAUGGUUGAGUAUCUCCACAGCCUCCAGGACAAUGAUGGCAGCAAGCAUCUCUUUACAGGGCAUCUGAUACACUAUGUAGGUCCCAUAAGAUCACCAGGAAGUAAGUAUUAUGUUCCAGUUCAGGUGGAAGAAUCAAACUCGUAUCCUCCUUACUGCGGCGGAGGGGGCUUCUUACUGUCCGGCUACACUGCUUCAGUUAUUUAUAACAUGUCCAAGUCCAUUGUACUGCUUCCAAUUGAUGAUGUUUAUAUGGGCAUGUGCCUGGCCAAAGCUGGUUUAGGCCCUGAGGCACACCCACUGGUGAGGACUGCAGGAUUCCACAUUCCCUCCAAAGAGGAUGCAUAUGACCCGUGUUUUUACAGACAUGUCCUGCUGGUGCACCAAUUUCACCCCAUGCACAUGUUUCUCAUGUGGAACCAAGUACUCAAUCCAAAUUUGAAGUGCAGUAACAGUUUCGAAAUACUGACAUGAUAAAUUGUCACAUUUAUAUAUCGCUUUUCCACUUAAUACUCAAUAGGGGAUGUAAAGCUUUCUGUGUUUUGAGUUUUCUGUUAAAUGAAGUUGCACUUUCAUUAACGGCUGUUUGAGCAACCAAUUCUCAGCACUCCAAAAAAUUUAAUGUUGAUCCUAGAUUAAAAUAGUUAGCAAUCAAUUUAGUUAUAAUAAACUUUGAUUUUAAAGGUCCCAUCUCAUGCAAAAUUGAGACUGAACAAAAUACAACUCCAGGUAUGUUUUAGAUGAGGAAACGACAUUAUAACAUAGAUCAGAAAAUAGGAAAAUAGAAUAAUAAGGGCCCUUUAAGUUGAUUAGAUAUGUUAUAUAUAUAU